GUGGAAGUUGGAGCGCCUCGGAGCCUGAACUCAACAACAAGCUGGCCCAUCACAGCCAGUUGUUCUUUUCUUUUCCUCUCCCCGUUUGGUGGGAGUCCUCCUGUCUCCCCCCUCCACCUCCGCCUGCAGGCACGGCGGGAGUGGGUGUGUCAAUGCGGGCCAGUGUAGCCUAGUCGCUGCUUGUGCGCACUCUGAAAAAAGAGGAAAAAGUUGAUGAUGAGUUUAGUGUGAAAGCGGCCCGCCUCGGAGCAGGCUAACAGUCCCGGAAUGGCAGUGUGGACCCGAGCAGACAAAAACGGACAACUGGACCUUCUGCUCCGCGACCGCUGGAUCCGCGUGACCGCCGAGCUCACCCGAGAAACGCUCACUUUGACGGCCGACGCGGAGGUAACCGGAACGGGGACCAAUCAUUGGGACUACAGCAACUCUUCGGCGGGCCUGCGAAAUGGCAUGUCAAACGGAAACGACCCGGGAACGAGUCCCGGCAACCCCGGCCGCGGUCACUCCUCGGGUCAAGACCAACUUCAGAACCAGAACCACGGCGGUCGGGGGCGCAGUGGCAGCCCGGGGCGCGGGGGUGCCAGUCGGGGUCAGUAUGACGGCAGUUACAGUAUGAACAGCCCUGGGAAAUACCCGAAUAACGGCACAAGCUCAGACUUUGGCAGCCCCGGGUCCAGCUUCGGGUCGAGACCAAGCGACUUCCAUGUCAGCCUGGACGGCUCCUCGGAAGCUGUGCGCAAAGUCCGAGUUGUCAAACAGGAGUCCGGCGGGCUGGGGAUCAGUAUCAAGGGGGGGCGUGAGAACAGGAUGCCCAUCCUUAUCUCCAAGAUCUUUCCAGGGCUCGCCGCAGAUCAGAGUCGGGCUCUCCGGGUGGGCGACGCGAUCUUGUCGGUGAACGGCAGCGACCUCCGGGAGGCAACGCACGACCAGGCGGUCCAGGCGCUCAAGAAGGCUGGCAAAGAAGUCACGCUGGAGGUGAAGUACAUCCGUGAGGUUUCUCCGUUGUUUAAGAAGCCGUCCCUGGUGGCCGACCUGCCGUGGGACGGCAUCCGCCCACAGUCGCCCAGCUACAGCGGCAGCGAGGACUCGGGGUCACCCAAACACAGCAGCAGCUCCUCCUCAUCCAAAGACAGAAAGGUCAUCAGUCUGAAGAUGUGCUUCAUCAGCAGAAACCUCACCAUGCCAGAUCUGGAGAGCAGACUGCUGGAGCUCCAUUCCCCGGACGGCCAGCACACGGUGGUGCUGCGCUGUAAAGACGGCCCCACCGCCAACACCUGGUUCACUGCCAUCCACACCAACAUUGCUGCCCUGCUGCCGCAGACCUUGGCUCACAUCAGCGCCUACCUGGGGGCCUCGACCUCAACCUCCACACACCCCCAUCUCAAACACAUCGGCUGGCUGGCUGAGCAGGUCCAGCUGGAAGGUGGUCGGCAGCAGUUCAGGCCGGUGGUCAUGGCGCUGACCGAGAAGGACAUCCUGCUGUUUGAGUCGGUGCCGUGGAGCAGAGAGUCCUGGUCCCUGCCUCUGCUCACACACCCGCUGCUCGCCACCAGGCUGGUUCACUCGGGCAGCGCCCACAGUUCUCCCGGCCAAGGUUCAGACCUGGUGUUUGCCACUCGGACUGGAACGGGCCGGGGCAUCGAGUCCCACGUCUUCCGAGUGGAGACCCACUGGGAUCUGUCUUCGUGGACGCGAGCCCUCGUGCAGGGGACGCACACCGCUGCUGAGAUCAUUAAGGAAGUCUCCAUUGGUUGCACAUUGAACAGACAGGAAGUUAGGCUGACGCUACACUAUGAAAAAGGCUUCACUGUGACGAGGGAGCCAGCCGACCCGAGCGGGGGGGCCGUGCUGUACAGAUACCCCUACGAGAAGCUUAAAAUGUCUGCCGACGAUGGAAUACGCAACCUGUACCUUGACUUCGGAGGUCCGGAGGGAGAAAUGGUGUUUGACCUCCACUCGGGUCCAAAGCCGGUGGUGUUCGUCCUGCACUCCUUCCUGUCGGCCAAACUCACUCGCAUGGGCCUUCUGACGUGAAGCCGGCCAAACGGCGGCAGCGUGAAUGAGAGGAUUUUUAAAAAAAAUUUCUCCCAUUUGUUUUUAAUUUUUUAUUCAUUUUUCCAACUUCUGGGCUCACAGCUGACGUCAGGCCUG
Molecule: messenger RNA, 2151 nt
Organism: Archocentrus centrarchus (flier cichlid)
Lineage: Eukaryota; Metazoa; Chordata; Actinopteri; Cichliformes; Cichlidae
Gene: sntb2
Product: syntrophin, beta 2
Exons: 7
Coding region: 268-2034 (588 amino acids)
Cellular component (GO): synapse; dystrophin-associated glycoprotein complex; intracellular anatomical structure
Molecular function (GO): structural molecule activity; protein binding
Source: RefSeq, a predicted model, not a curated record